Messenger RNA from Penicillium olsonii, 1236 nucleotides. The record is from the annotation of a GenBank genome assembly. NCBI's taxonomy places the organism in Eukaryota, Fungi, Ascomycota, Eurotiomycetes, Eurotiales, Aspergillaceae.
AUGUUGUUGCCCAAGGGCGGUGUUAAUUGGAAGUCGGCCAAGGCCAGACUGCCACCAUGGAGGGCAAUCGUCGUGCUGUUAACAAGGACUCGGUUCCUGGUCUCCAUCGCCCUGGCAGGUCUGCUCCUCCUGAUGUGGCGCGGCGUCAGCAAGUCAGCCUCCGAGAUGCAAAAUUUCUACUGCUAUGGAUCGAGCAAAUCACCCAUGGAGAUGUCCCUCAACGAGAUGGUUGAGUGGAAUGCGCAUGCUCAGACCCCCGUCCUCUUCAACCGCCACGAACCUUACGAAGUCAACUCCACCUCCAUCGACGACGUCGACCUGAACCCGAUCAAGUCGACCAUCCAGGCCGUUCAAAACCGCGAGCGUGUCCUCAUCCUCACGCCUCUGCGGGACGCCGCUCCUUACCUGGCCAAAUAUUUCGACCUCUUGUAUAAGCUGACCUACCCCCACGAUUUGAUCGACCUGGCCUUCCUGGUCGGUGAUUGCAAGGACGAGACCCUGGCCAACCUGGCCUCCGAAUUGGACCGGAUCCAGAACCACGCCGAUGAGAAGGUCCGCUUCCGCAGUGCGACCGUCGUCCGGAAGGAUUUCGGUGCCGACACCGAGAUGAGCGUGGAGGAGCGCCAUUCAUUCCAGGCCCAGGGCCCGCGACGCAAGGCGAUUGGUCGUGCCCGCAACUACCUGCUUUACUCCGCUCUCAAGGCGGAUCACUCCUGGGUGUACUGGCGGGAUGUGGACAUCACCGACUGCCCGGAGCGGAUCUUGGAGGACUUCAUGGCCCACGACAAGGAUAUCCUCGUUCCUAACAUCUGGUUCCACCGCUACAGGGAUGGUCACGACAUUGAGGGUCGCUUCGACUACAACUCAUGGAUCGAGUCCGACAAGGGCCGCCGCCUACGCGCAACUCUUCCCGCCGACACUGUUCUGGCCGAAGGCUACAAGGAAUACGACACCGGCCGUACCUACCUCGUUGGAAUGGGCGACUGGCGCAAGAACAAAGAUGAGGAGGUCGAACUUGAUGGUAUUGGUGGUGUCAACAUCCUCGUCAAGGCGGACGUUCACCGCUCCGGUAUCAACUUCCCCGCCUACGCCUUCGAGAACCAAGCCGAGACCGAAGGCUUUGCUCGGAUGGCCAAGCGUGCUGGCUACAAGGUGAUUGGACUGCCCAACUACGUGGUCUGGCACAUUGAUACCGAUGAGAAGCCCGGCAACCUUGGCGACCGCAAGGCGUUCUAG